AUGCCAAAAUCAUGGCUGGAACGCACAACACCAUGUUCCGCGCCUCAACAGCUCUAUUAUCAUGCCCCGCUUGUCCAAACAUCCGAGAAGGACACAGCACUCCUGCUCCGGUACUGCAACAUCGUGUACACCUUUAUCCACGACCACCACUCGCACGAGGAGUCACAUUACUUUGCCAACAUCGAGAAGGCCACCGGCAUGCCAGGCCUGAUGUCCUCGAGCGUCGAGCAGCACCGGGAACUUGAGGCUGGGUUGAAGGCUUUGAGAGACUACGCGAACGGGACCACACCUGGUGCAUUUGACGCCGCUGAGCUGCGAGGGAUCAUCGACGAUCUCGCACCGGCAUUGACGACUCACUUGUUUGAAGAGGUACCGGCGAUCCUGGACCUGCAUGAUAAUAUCAGCUCGGGAGAGCUCAAACGCAUCUACGGUUUGAUGCAGAAGGAGGCGGAGAGGACGAGUAGUAUGACGACAGCAGGUCCCCUCGUCUUCGGGAACCAGGACCGGACCUUCUUGCUGGAUGGUGAGCCUUUCCAAUUUCCGCCGUUGCCGAGGGUGGUAGCGUAUGUCAUUGACUGGGUUCUGGCACGCCCGAAUCGGGAGUUGUGGCGCUUCAAUACGAGUGAUUUCUAUGGCAAUCAGAAGGUUGAGGAGUUCCGAACGAAGCGGGACGGCGGCGGCUUGGGAGCAUCCUGGCUUUUGGCCGUGGCAUUAUUGCUGAUCGCGUUGUAUGCUAGCCUCUCCGAGAAGUCGGUAAGGUUCCUAGGAGCUGUACAUAGUUGA
Molecule: messenger RNA, 783 nt
Organism: Cyphellophora attinorum
Lineage: Eukaryota; Fungi; Ascomycota; Eurotiomycetes; Chaetothyriales; Cyphellophoraceae
Exons: 2
Coding region: 1-783 (260 amino acids)
Source: RefSeq, a predicted model, not a curated record